Messenger RNA from Pelobates fuscus (common spadefoot toad), 1674 nucleotides. RefSeq lists its product as uncharacterized. The record is from RefSeq and is a predicted model, not a curated record. Lineage: Eukaryota; Metazoa; Chordata; Amphibia; Anura; Pelobatidae. The transcript is spliced from 6 exons. The coding region runs from base 138 to 1172 and encodes 344 amino acids.
CAUACAUGCCCAGGCCUGGCUGAAAUUAAUGGGAGUCGCAGUACUGGGCAACAGUUUAACAAGUAAGGUUGUGGACGACGUCCGAUAUAAAAUCUGCGAAUCUUUGCUCUGCUCUCCAUAAACAGUACAUCCCUACCAUGGAGGAGAAAAUAGCGAAGAAAAGAGCUAAACGCUUGCAUAUGGAACACGAGAGGGAAAAUAUAAUUACAAGUGGAAAACUAUUCAUCGAUGUCUUUUUAGGGAUCCUUGGCAAAACAAACGCUACUCCGGAAGUUUGCACCAAGUACUUAAAAAAAGUCCUACAUGCAAUUUUCUUCCUUGGACACAUAAAUAAACCACAAAUCCUACCGGAAGAUUUUAUUCCUGAUCACCUGCAGGGAAAUUUAAGAAUAAGGUGUCCAGAGAUUUUCGAACAAUGCAAGACACAUCUGGCCAGGCAGACCCCCUACUCAAUUCUGCUAGAAUUUAUGGCGGAAAAUGAUAACGUUAAAGACCCACAGAACUUUAUCAGUCAACUUGCAAAUGUUAACAGUUCACUGUGGAAGAUGGAUCGGACGAUCGGAAGCCAUCCAGUGGCCAAUGACUUUGCCUUCACAGCUUACAUCAUUGCAUACAGCUGUUACAGAGAUGCUAGGACAAAUGGAAUUCUGAAAAUUGCAUAUGGUUCAUCGAUGUCUUGCAAAGGAAAGAUUCCGCGGCAGAUCAUGAUCCGUAUAUCUGCCUUGUAUAAGUGGGACAAGGCUAUUUCCUAUGCCGUGUGCAGACAUAGAAAUAGCCCUGCUAUUAUGUUCCCAAACCAGGUCCAAUGCGAAACCUUCAGUUUCCAGGCUCAAAAAUGUAAUUUUAGGCGAAUCCCUUCCUGCACAGACUGUGAGAAACUGUUUAAAAAUGAGCAGCCUGAUCCUUUGUCCAUAACGGACAAAGAGAUCUGCUUAUAUGGGAGCUUAGCAGAGACUGAAUCAGUCAGUAAUCUUCUAAUGUGCUGCCCAGAUCUAAGAAACACUACUGUCAGUGAGCAAUUCAACAACCAAAAUCCGAUGAACAGAGAAGAAAUAGAACAUAUAUUCACAACCGAAUAUCAGCAGCAACUGAUUAGUGAGCUCAGGAGCCUUCUUAAUUCCCGUGAUUUCACUCUUCCUGAAGGAGAAUGGCUCUUCUAUAAUCCUGUCUGAGAUAGGUAAACCAAUGGCAAGCAUUCUAAUGGUCUAUAUAUCUUACUAGACGUUAUAUGUAGAGACACUGCUCUGACCUGUUCAUAUAGUGCGAGCAGAAUUCUAUAGACCUGCGGCUGGAAAAGAAAUAGGACAUACUUUUCUGUCACACCUUAUAUAAGGGCAUAUUUGUAAUUAUGAAAUGAACAAACAAAUGACUUAUUUUGGCAGAGUGAUAUAAAAGUUCCCAUUUGUGGGACAGUUAAUUUGCUUGUUAUAUGUUUCGUCAUUCAGCUGACCUCUGAUGUAGCGUGAUGGCUGUAAUGGAAUUUGUUGACAUAUAUGUGUAUAGGCUUGGCCUGUAGUUGUGGGAGGGGCUUGGGUCCUCUUUUAAGGGACUCCCAUCUUUUCUCCAACACCUUUACCUGGUCUAGCGAUUUGCACAUUAUAAAAACUCUAGGACACUGGAAGUCCUCGGUUUAUGCUCGCUAUAUUCCUCAACCUGUACACGAAAUCAGGCAAG